Pogoniulus pusillus (Red-fronted tinkerbird) is the source of this 1629-nucleotide messenger RNA. Its product is annotated as transmembrane protein 45B-like. Lineage: Eukaryota; Metazoa; Chordata; Aves; Piciformes; Lybiidae. The transcript has 7 exons. The record is from RefSeq and is a predicted model, not a curated record. Bases 192 to 1037 code for a protein of 281 amino acids.
GCAGGCAGGUGCUGCAGGCAGGGAGGAGGCAGGGGAGGAGCACAGCUCACCUGGGAGCAGGUACGGCCGCGGGAGCAGCAGGACAGAGGAGGAAGGGAAGCAGCAGAAAUAGUUUCGCCAGUCACGCGUCCCAGAUAAGCCUCCCAGCUUCCUGCUGCUGAGUGAUCAGGCAGGCAGAGGAGGUGCUCAGGAUGGCAAACUUCAAGGGCCAUGCACUUCCAGGCAGCUUCUUCCUGAUCUUUGGGCUCUGGUGGUCUGUGAAGUAUCCUCUGCAGUACCUCAGCCAGAAAGCUCCAAAGAAAGCCCACAGGCUGUGUUGUUUCCAGCGCCUGGAUGCCUUGGAAGGGGGAAUCAAAAUCACCUUUGCUCUGAUAGGGAUGCUGGCAGAGCAGUUCGUCCCGGACGGGCCACACCUCUACCUCUACAGCGGGGACAAGCGCGACUGGGUGAAGCUGAUGAACUGGCAGCACACCACCAUGUACCUCUUCUUCGGCCUCUCCGGCGUGGUCGAUGUCUUCACCUACGUCUCCCAGGCGGUGCCCAGGGGCCUGGACCGCCUCAUGCUGUCCGUGGCUGUGUUUGUUGAAGGUUGUCUCUUUUACUACCAUGUGCUCCAUCGCCCCAUGCUGGACCAGCACAUCCACACCCUGCUGCUCAUUGCCAUCUUCUCAGGGGCUUGCAGCACCGUGCUGGAGGUCUUCCUCCGUGACAACAUCAUCCUGGAGAUGUUCAGGGCUGGUGUCACCAUCGUCCAGGGAACCUGGUUCUGGCAGAUCGGGGUCGUGCUCUUCCAGCCAUGGGGAGGUCCAAUGUGGGAUGAGAAGGACCACAGCAACAUCAUGUUCCUCACCAUGUGCUUCUUCUGGCACUGGGCAGCUGCUGUGGCCAUCCUGGCUAUAAACUACACCCUGGCUUACUGCUGCAUCCAGAGGUGCCAGAGAGGCAGCAGGGAGCCUUACAUCGGGCUGGGAGUGCGGCAGCAGAAGUGUGACAGCAGCUCCCAAGCUGCCUUCCUGCAUGGAUCUGAUGAAGAGUGAAGAGGGUGGAAGCUGCUCCCUCUGAACCACGGAGAGCCUGGUUGCUAGAAGAAAAAGAUCUCUGUCUAAUUAUAAUCUGAUUAAAUAUUUAUGGUUUGGAUGAGCCAAGAGAAGUGUCACCUUUCUGCUGCUGGCAAGCAGGUUGAGCACCUCAGGGGGGCAGCUGCCCUCCAUCCCUACCCAAACGUUGGUAUCCCUGAAGCAAGAACUCUUUGCAAGUGAUUUCUGUCAACAAAAUCGAGUGCAGGAAUUCCCCACGAGGAGCUUGCUCCUUCCUCUGUGUUUCCAUAGUGAUGGAGACCAUCCUUGUGGGCAGGUGACUUUUGCAAGAGCCUGGAGGCUUUGACCUGCUGUGAUUGAAGUGCAGGUCGAGGUGAUGCACCUCCAGAUCAAGACAUCAUCCCAAGGAGGGAGAGGCAGAGGGCGCUGAACGUGAGAUGAUGUCAAAUUUGCAACACCACAGCUUGCUUGUACACAAGCCAGGUUCUACUAGCAAAGCUUUUGACUAAAAAGAGGGGAUUGAAUAGUUUCCCUGUUCACUUACAGGCUGAAAGAGUGAAUAAAAGUCAAAUAAAAAUCCUUGCUGAGCUGA